AUGCAAAAAAAGGCUGUUAACCAUGUGCUCUCUUCAAGCGGGAAAUCGAGGAAAUUUAGCGGGAAAAGUUGACCGUAUUGAUUUAGGGUUGGACGAAAAUGAAGAUGGCAAAAUCGCCAAUGGAAUUGAGGAGGGGAGAAAUUGUAUGGGCAAGAGUAGUCUACCCUAAGAAAUGGUGGCCUGGUCUACUUUUGAGCGUUGACGCUCUCGGGGUCGCCGUUUCAUUCUUCGACAGCGGCGAGAAUCCUCGCUAUUUCCUAGAAACAGAGGUGUGCUCCUUUCAAGAGAACUUCGAAACAUUAAUUGGGACAGUAAACAACUGCUGUAAAGGCGAGGAAUUGGUGGAUGCUGCCUUGAAAUUGCUGUCAAAACGGGUCACUUCGAGCUUGAAAUGCCCCUGCUAUUUCCGGCCACCGCUGCAGAGCAAUGCAUUGUCGAGGCGGAGCAAGAGGAGGAGGAGAGAAGACUUGUUUCGGUCAGACGCGGUAUUGGGUUUUGUUCUUGGCUUGGCAGUUUCUCCCUUUGUUGGAGUUUCGGAUUUCGUCUAUGCAGUUACGGUGUCUGCCCAGCUUAAUGUAUUUCGCAAUUAUCUCGUGAGCAAGCAAAAGUUGUUUCUACAGCCAGAAGCAAUGAGGCAUCACCAUGAAAGGGACGAUUUUAGUUAUUUAUCCUCUUCGCGUACCUUAGGUGCUUGCUCAGGAGCUGAAAAAUCAGAUGCUUCAGAGCUGGAAUUUGAACCCAUGAGUGAUGAUCAACCUAACAGUGGUUCUUGGAUUCAAACUGAGCAAGCCCGGUUGCAAUCACUGCAUGAAAUGCUGGUAAAAUUGCGUAGUCUUGCUUUAGAUACAAACUAUAUGAGGGGAGAAUUCUUGAACACUGUGAAGCAGAAAAUUUUGAUGUUCAGAAAUUGUGCAUACCAAACUAUCUUGAAUAUUGGGACUGAAAAAUGCUGUUUCAGAGGCAACGAAAUUCAAUCAUCUCAUCCUUGCUGCAAAAAGAGUCAACCAAGUGUCAAGGAUGAUGAAAAUGAGUGUUGGGGUAUUUCCACCUGUCAUAAAUCAAAUCUGGCAUGCCCUAUUAACUUCCUGGGGUUAAAGAGGCAUUUUAAUUAUCCUGUUGAUUCUGAUUUUUGUUUUAAGUUACGCAAAACUAUGACCCUCUUCUCAAUCAAUGGAGCUGAAGCUGAUAUUCAGAAAAGCAAAGCUGGACACAAUGCAUUCAUGUUGGAUGCUUUGAUCUCACAGCCUGCGUUGUCAGAUCUUUAUUUGAAGUUUUGCAACACCAUGCCCUUUUCCUUUUUAAUUGGCAUGGAUGCUUAUUUACAAAUAAAUAGAAGCAGAUGUGAGGCAAGUACUUCUGGUGCUUUUUUCUCAGGGUCUCAAUUAGAGGUAGUUAUUAUUGAUGAUGCAAGUUCAAGAACCAGAAAUUACCUACCAUCUUCUCAUGCUACCAAUCAAAUGCAGAAGGAACCUAGCAGUGAUGAUGAAACUUCUGUGGAAAAUAAUAGACAAAUAAGGACUAAUGCAGCUUUCAGAGACAGCUCUAUGGAUGCUAAGGGUGAAACAUCUGUGGAAAUCAAUAGACAAAUAAGCACUGAUGCAGUUUUCAGAGACAGCUCUAUAGAUGAUGAUGGAACAUCUGUGGAAACCAAUAGACAAUUAAGCGUCAAUGUAGCUCUCAGAGACAGUUCUAUGGAUGAAACAUCUGUGGAAACCAAUAGACAAGUAUGCACUGAUGCAACUUUCAGAGACUGCUCUAUGGAUAAUAAGAAGCUUCAUCCACUUGUUACUUCUCAUGUAUCAUUCAAGCCGCAAGCAGCUCAGCAAUCAACACAUGAUACUAUUGGCAAUUAUCAAUCUUUGUACAUGAAAUUCCCCAAGGAUUUUAGCCUUCCAUCCAAGAAGGAUUUGAUAAGGAAAUUUAGUAGAUUUGGGGAAGUAGACUCAUUUAGAACCAAAAUCUAUACUCGAAUGGGCUCUGCCCUGGUUGUUUUCUUACACCAGCCUGAUGCAGUGGCUGCUUAUCAGUAUGCAAAGAGGAAAAAAAAUAUAUUUGGUGAACCAAAUAUCCUGUAUUGGCUUGACCCAUAUGAGAAAAAGACAAGACUAUCAAAGUAUGUUGUACCCCUGCCAAACAUAAAAUCCUGCCUCAAAAAAUCAGAUUUGCAUGGACGAGAAGGUAAGAAGUGUUCCAAAAGGGUGAGGUUUUUAAUGGAAACAUAGAUUAGAUCACCGCACAGGUGACUAGUUCUUUUGUUAAGUGUUGAUUUCUCUCUGAAAAUUGCCGCAAAAAAUUGCGCUUUAAUAUGAACUUGUUCAGGGAGUCCAAUUUUGUUACUGUUAGUAGCUCAUGUAUGACGAUCAGAGGUUUAAUGAGCAACUGAACUUGUGUAGCUUUUGUGAAACUCGCGUGUUUUGGACUCCAUUAAGAAUAUAUGCUAAAUUAAUUGAAUUAUGUCUUUUAAGGGA
Molecule: messenger RNA, 2468 nt
Organism: Hevea brasiliensis (rubber tree)
Lineage: Eukaryota; Viridiplantae; Streptophyta; Magnoliopsida; Malpighiales; Euphorbiaceae
Exons: 2
Coding region: 99-2222 (707 amino acids)
Molecular function (GO): nucleic acid binding
Source: RefSeq, a predicted model, not a curated record